This is a messenger RNA of Carlito syrichta (Philippine tarsier), 15931 nucleotides long. Its product is annotated as mucin-16-like. NCBI's taxonomy places the organism in Eukaryota, Metazoa, Chordata, Mammalia, Primates, Tarsiidae. The annotation marks the transcript as partial. The transcript is spliced from 41 exons. The record is from RefSeq and is a predicted model, not a curated record.
AUGUCUCAAGGGCCUCCACACCCAGAGAGGACCACUCUUAGGAGCGCAAGUCCUGAGAAGGUGUCACACGUGAGCCCUCAUGCCAAAGCAGAAACUACCUCUUCCUCUUCUCGGAUGUCUCCACCGACCACCAACUCACGUUCUCCUAUUUCCUCCACAUUUGCAGAGCGUAUCCGCCCCUCUCCUCUUCCUGGGACUUCAAUACUCACUUCAGGCCCGGUGAAGACUGCACAUGUGUCAGGCUCAAGCUCAGAACUUGAAACCAGUUCGCCUCCAAAUUCAAGCAGCACCUCAGUUGACACACUGGCCACCUCUGAAGUCACCACAGAUCCAGUCAAAAGCCAUCCUUCCCCAAACCCUGCAGUGACCUCCAGAGUGGAGACCUCCAGUUCUGCUCAUGAAUCCACAUCCUCUGACCUAGCUGGCUCAGAAACAGCCAGCGCCAUGUCUCCAGUGGGUGCCACCUCCACCAUGGAGGAUACCGUUCAUUCCGAAUCGAUUUCUGCAUUCGCCGAGGCCAGGACAUUUCAGACGGAGCCAAGUUCGUCGGUGACUUCUGGGUUGAAGGAGACCAGCGCCUUUGCAGAGGCCACCUUUGCCACAGAGACAAGUGCUGUCCUUUCCGAAGUACCGACCAGUGCUAUGACUGGGGUCUCCAGGACAGAUGUCAUCUCUUCUACCAGACCAUCCGUCUCUGUCCCAGUUCAGUCCUCAGUGUCAUCACCCAUGUCUGCAGAAACCAUCGGCAGCCUUUCUGCUUCCUCCGUUUCCAUUAUGUCAGAAUCUGCACAAAUGACCGUGACGUCCCAAACAAGUUCUCCGGUGUCUCCAUCACGGGGUACCCUUAACUUGGGCAAGUCAGCCACAACCAGGAGCUUGGCAGGGUCCUACUCAACCUUGUCUCAAGGAUUUCAACACUCAGAAGUGACAACCCUUACGAGCAGGGGCCCUGAAAGGGUGUCGGGGACGGGCCCUCCCCCUGUGGAAGGAGCUACCUCUUCCUCUUCUUUGAUGUCUGUGCCUGCCACAAACUCACCUUCUCCUGUUGCUUCCACAUUGCUCAUGAACGUCCCCUCUUCUCCUCUUUCUGUGACUUCCCUUCUCACCCCAGGCCUGAGGGAGACUACAGAUGUGUUGGGCACAAGCUCAGGAGAAACCAGCUCGCCUCCAAGUUGGAGCCGCACCUCGGUUGACCUACCGACCACCUCUGGAUUCACCAUAGAUACAGAGAAAAGUCAUCGUUUUUCACACGUAGCAGUGCCCAAUGUGGGGACCUCCAGUUCUGCUCGUGAAUCCACAUCCUCUGGCCUAGCUGGCUCAGAAUCAGCCAGCACCACGUCUCCAGUGGGUGCCACGUCCACCAUGGAGGACACCGUUCUUUCCGAAUCGAUUUCUGCAUUCACCGAGGCCAGGAAAUUUCAGACGGAGCCAAAUUCAUCGGUGACUUCUGGGUUGAAGGAGACUAGCGCCUUUGCAGAGGCCAUUUUGGCCACAGAGACAAGUGCUGUCCUUUCCAAAGUGCCCGCUAGGGCUACCAUUGAGGGCUCCGGGACAGAAGCCGUGGCCUCUAGCAGGACAACCAUCCCAGGCCCUGACCGGUCCACAGUGUCAUCAAGCGUCUCUAAGGAAACCAUCACUCCCUUCUCCCCUGUCUCAAGAUCUGCAGGAAUGGCCCUCGCUACCCAAACAAGUUCUCCUGUGACAUUGCAGGGAACCCAUACCUUGGGCAUGUCAGCCACAACCUCCUUGGCCGGGUCCCAGUCAACCGUGUCUCAAGGGCCUCCACACCCAGAGAUGACCACUCUUAGGAGCGCAAGUCCUGAAAAGGUGUCAGACGUGAGCCCUCAUACCAAAGCAGAAACUACCUCUUCCUCUUCUCUGCUGUCUCUGCCGGCCACCAACUCACCUUCUCCAGUCUCCUCCACAUUUGCAGAGAGGAUACCCUCCUCUCCUCUUCCUGUGACUUCACUUCUCACCCCAGGUCUGAGAGUGACUUCAGAUGUGUUGAUCACAAGCUCAGAAGCAGAAACCAGUUCACGUCCAAGUUGGAGCCACACCUCGAUUAACCUGCUGACCACCUCUGGAAUCACCACAGAUACAGAAAAAAUUCAUCCUUUCUCAAACGUAGCAGUGACCAAUGCGGGGACCUCCAGUUCUGCUCCUGAAUCCACAUCCUCUGUCUUGGCUGACUCAGAAACAACCACAGCCACAUCUCCAGUGGGUGCCACUUCCACCAUGGAGGAUGCCGUUCAUUCCACAUCGCUCUCUGCAUCCACUGAGGCUAGGACAUUUCAGACAGAGACAAGUUCCUCAGUGACUUCUGGCUCGAAGGAGACCAGUGCCUUUGAAGAGGCCAGCUUGGCCACAGAGACAAGUGCUGUGCUUUCCGACAUGCCCACCAGAGCUGCUACUGAGGGCUCCAGGACAGAAGUCGUGGCCUCUAGCAGGACCACCAUCCCAUGCCUUGACCGGUCCACAAUGUCAUCUAGUGUCUCUAAGGAAACCAUCACGCCCUUCUCCUCUGGCCCAAAGUCUGCAGAAACGACCCUCACUAACCAAACAAGUUCUCCUGUGACACCACAGGGAACCCAUACCUUGGGCACCUCAACCGCAGCCUCGUUGUCAGGGCUCCGCUCAACCGUGUCUCAAGGACCGCCACACCCAGCGAGGACCACGCUUCGGAGUGCAAGUCCUGAAAAGGUGUCACAAACAAGCCUUCAUACCAAAGCAGAAACAACCUCUUACUCUUCUCUGAUGUCUCCACCGGCCACCAACUCACCUUCUCCUAUUUCCUCCACAUUUGCAAAGCGUAUCCGCCCCUCUCCUCUUCCUGGGACUUCAAUUCUCACUUCAGGCCCGGUGAAGACUGCAGAUGUGCCAGGCUCAAGCUCAGAACUUGAAACCAGUUCGCCUCCAAAUUCAAGCAGCACCUCAGUUGACACACUGGCCACCUCUGAAGUCACCACAGAUCCAGUCAAAAGCCAUCCUUCCCCAAACCCUGCAGUGACCUCCAGAGUGGAGACCUCCAGUUCUGCUCAUGAAUCCACAUCCUCUGACCUAGCUGGCUCAGAAACAGCCAGCGCCACGUCUCCAGUGGGUGCCACCUCCACCAUGGAGGAUACCGUUCAUUUUGAAUCGAUUUCUGCAUUCGCUGAGGCCAGGACAUUUCAGACGGAGCCAAGUUUGUCGGUGACUUCUGGGUUGAAGGAGACCAGCGCCUUUGCAGAGGCCACCUUCGCCACAGAGACAAGUGCUGUCCUUUCCGAAGUGCCCGCUAGGGCUACCAUUGAGGGCUCCGGGACAGAAGCCAUGGCUUCUAGCAGGACAACCAUCCCAGGCCCUGACCGGUCCACAGUGUUAUCAAGCGUCUCAAAGGAAACCAUCACUCCCUUCUCCCCUGUCUCGAAAUCUGCAGGAAUGGCCCUCGCUAUCCAAACAAGUUCUCCUGUGACACCGCAGGGAACUCAUACCUUGGGCACGUCAGCCGCAACCUCCUGGGCCCGGCCCCAGUCAACCGUGUCUCAAAGGCCUCCACACCCAGAGAGGACCACUCAUAUGAGCGCAAGCCCUGGAAAGGUGUCACACAUGAGUCCUCAUGCCGAAGCAGAAACUACCUCUUCCUCCUCUCUGCUGUCUCUUUCGGCCACCAACUCACCUUCUCCUGUUCCCUCCACAUUUGCAAAGCAUAUCCACCCCUCUUUUCUUCUUGGGACUUCAAUUCUCACUUCAGGCCCGGUGAAGACUGCAGAUGUUUCGGGCUCAAGUUCAGAACCUGAAACCAGUUCGCCUCCAAAUUCGAGCAGCACCUCAGUUGACACACUGGCCACCUCUGAAGCCACCACAGAUCCACUCAAAAGCCAUCCUUCCCCAAACCCUGCAGUGACCUCUAGAGUGGGUACCUCCAGUUCUGCCCAGGAAUCCUCGUCCUCUGUCCGAGCUCACACGGAAGGCACCACAAUCACAUUGCCAAUGGGUAACAACUCCCCUGCCAAGGCCAUCACUCUUUUCUCAUCAACUCCCCUCCAUGAGACUGGGGGAUUUCAAACAACACCAGCUUCCUCGCUGACGUCUGGAUGGGGGAAGACCAGCAAUCCUGAAGAAACUAGCUCAGUCACCGAGAGCAGCCCUUUCCUUCCCCAGGUGCCGACUAGUGCUACGACUGGGGUCUCCAGGACAGAUGUCAUCUCUUCUACCAGACCAUCCGUCUCUGUCCCAGUUCAGUCCUCAGUGUCAUCACCCAUGUCUGCAGAAACCAUCGGCAGACUUUCUGCUUCCUCCGUUUCCAUUAUGUCAGAAUCUGCACAAAUGACCGUGACGUCCCAAACAAGUUCUCCGGUGUCUCCAUCACGGGGUACCCUUAGCUUGGGCAAGUCGGCCACAAUCAGGUCCUUGGCAGGGUCCCACUCAACCUUGUCUCAAGGAUUUCAACACUCAGAAGUGACAACCCUUAUGAGCAGGGGCCCUGAAAGGGUGUCGGGGACGGGCCCUCCCCCUGUGGAAGGAGCUACCUCUUCCUCUUCUUUGAUGUCUGUGCCUGCCACAAACUCACCUUCUCCUGUUGCUUCCACAUUGCUCAUGAACGUCCCCUCUUCUUCUCUUCCUGUGACUUCACUUCUCACCCCAGGCCUGAGGGAGACUACAGAUGUGUUGGGCACAAGCUCAGAAGGAGAAACCAACUCGCCUCCAAGUUGGAGCCGCACCUCGGUUGACCUACCAACCACCUCUGGAUUCACCAUAGAUACAGAGAAAAGUCAUCCUUUUUCACAUGUGGCAGUGACCAAUGCGGGGACCUCCAGUUCUGCUCGUGAAUCUACAUCCCCUGGCCUAGCUGCCUCAGAAACAGCCAGCACCACGUCUCCAGUGGGUGCCACGUCCACCAUGGAGGAUACCAUUCGUCCCACAUCGAUUUCUGCAUCCGCCGAGGCCAGGACAUUUCAGACGGAGACAAGUUGGUCAGUGACUUCUGGGUUGAAGGAGACCAGCGCCUUUGUAGAGGCCACCUUGGCCACAGAGAAAAGUGUUGUCCUUUCCAAAGUGCCCGCUAGUGCUACCUUUGCAGGCUCCAGGACAGAAGCCGUGGCUUUUAGCAGGACAACCAUCCCAGGCCCUGACCGGUCCACAGUAUCAUCAAGCAUCUCUAAGGAAGCCAUCACUCGCCUUUCUGCUUCCUCCAUUUCCAUUAUGUCAGAAUCUGCAGAUACGACCGUGACAUCCCAAACAAGUUCUCCGGUGUCUCCAUCACGGGGUACCCUUAGCUUGGGCAAGUCAGCCACAACCAGGUCCUUGGCAGGGUCCCACUCAACCUUGUCUCAAGGAUUUCAACACUCAGAAGUGACAACCCUUAUGAGCAGGGGCCCUGAAAGGGUGUCGGGGACGGGCCCUCCCCCUGUGGAAGGAGUUACCUCUUCCUCUUCUUUGAUGUCUGUGCCUGCCACAAACUCACCUUCUCCUGUUGCCUCCACAUUGCUCAUGCACGCCCCCUCCUCUCCUUUUCCUGUGACUUUAAUUCUCACCCCAGGCCUGAGGGAGACUACAGAUGUGUUGGGCACAAGCUCAGAAGCUGACAGUAGUUCACCUUCAAAUUUGAGCAGCACUUCUGUUGACAUACUGGCUACCUCUGAAGUCACCAGAGAUACAGAGAAAAUUCAUCUUUCCUCAAUCCCAGCAGUGACCAAUGUGGAAACCUCCCAUUCCGGACAGGAAUCCCAUUUCUCUGUUAUACCUGACUCAGAGACAGCCAAAGCCUCAUUUCCUGUGGUUACCACCUCCACCUUGGUAGGGGAUACAAGUGUUCCCAUGUCAACUUCUGCCUUCUUUGGAACUAGCGGAAUUCAGACACAGACAACACCCUCCCUGACCCCUGGAUUGAGGGAGACCAGCCACUAUGAGGGAACCAGCUUAGACAGAGAGACAAGCACUGUCCUUUCUGAAGUGCUCACUGGUGAUUCUACUGAGGUCUCCAGGUCAGAAGUCACUUUGUCCAGCAUCCCAGGUUCUGCUCAGCCCACAGUGACACCAGUCUUCUCCACAGAAACCACCACCAUGCUCCCUACCUCCCCCAUUGCAACAAAAUCAGAAGAAAUGACCAUCACUACCCAGACAGGUCUUCCUGGGUCUACAGCACAGCGUACCCUUGCCUUAGACAUAUCAAGCACCGCCUCCUGGUUAGGGACUCACUCAUCUGUGACUCACGGAUUUUCACUCUCAGAGAUGAUCACACAUAUGGGAAGAGAUUCUGAAGAAAUGUCAUGGUCGAGUCAUCCCUCUGUGGAAGAAACUAGCUCUGUCUCUUCUCUGCUGUCUUUAUCUGCCACAAACGCACCUUCGUCUAUUUCCUCAAUAUCUCCAGAGAGUGUCCCCUCCUCUCCUCUUCCUGUGACUUCAUUUCCUACUCCAGGCCUGAUGAAGACUACAGAUGUGUUGGACACACACUCAGAACCUGGAACUGGUUCAUCUCCUAAUUUGAACAGCACCUCAACUGAAAUGCUGGCCACCUCUGAAGUCAUCACAGAUACAGAGGAAAUUCAACUUUCUUCAAACACAGCAGUGACCAGCGUGGGGACCUCUGCUUCCAAACAUGUGCUCCCUGUCUCUGUCCCAAUUCACUCUGAAUCACCCAUAGCUACAUAUCCAAUGGGUACUUCCUCUUCCAUGGCAGAAACCACUAUUUCCACAUCAAUGCCCACCUAUUCUGAGACCACAGGAUUUAAGGUAGAACCACUUUCUCAUAUGACUUCUGGAUUAAGAGAAACUAGCAUGUCCCUGGGCACCAGCUCAGCCACACCAACACAAACACCAUCAUCUCCUGUGUCCACUCACCUUUUGCAGAGUGGCAAGACUGAUGUCACCUCCUCUGUGAAAAUACCGGUCUCAGACCAGCCUCCAUUCUUGCAGUAUACUGAAAUUCCAGUAAAGAUAAUCACCCCCUUUGAUGCGUCUCCAUCUGUUAUAGAGUCCACUGGGGUAACUGCCUUCCCAGAAUCCAAGUUUUCUAUGUCUGUGUCAGAAAGUACCUAUCGCUUGAGUACAGGUAUGCUGCCUUCAACUGAGACCAUUUCAGAUGACACAUUGAUGUCUUCUUCAUCAGAGACCAUGGCGUCAUUUGCCAUAACUGGAGUUCCAGCAGCCAGUUUGGUUUCAGGCAGUCCAUUCUCUAAGAUAGAGUCAAGCUCUAGGGAUGCUGCUCUGUCCACCACUGCAGAAAGCUUAUCGUUAUCCACUUCAACCCCAUUCCCCUCUUCAACCUCCACUACCACUGAUUCUUCAAUCAUCCCAGCCCUCCCUGGGAUUACUUCCUCUCCAGCUUCCCCACAUCCAGUGAAUACCAGUCUUGGGUUUGAAAGCAGCACUACUGAAGGACCCUUGGUAAAUGUCAGUACUUCAGAGACUUGGACCCAACCAGUCAGGACAUCUUUAUCAUCCAUUUUGGAUACAAGAAUGACAAAGAGUGCUGAGUUGGAAAAAGUGACAAGUGCUAAUCAAGUUCCUCCAUUCUCAACUCAGUUGCCAAGAACUGAACACGUUAUGGAGCGCAUCACAAAGAUACCCAAUGAUGCAAAACAUGGGAGCACGAUAGGACCAAUCAAAGGCCCUCUGGCAGCCACAUCGCCUUCUAGUCCUAGAGGACUACAUACAAGAGAGACAGAAAAAGCAAAGACCACCACCACAUCUCUGAAGACCACCUCCACAGCCACUUUGACCACCAAAGUCUAUACUCCCACUUCGGAAACACUGACUCCCCUGAAGAUACCAGUGCAAAUGACUAACACAAUCACAACAAGAAUGAUGAUCAGAACCCCAGAUGUUUCCCCAGUAAUGACAUCCUCACUGGCCACCAGACUUGGAGCAGAGAUCAGCACAGAUGUUCCCAGGACAACCCUACCUAUUUUUAAUGGAGAAUCAGAGACCACAGUCUCACUGGUCCCCAGUUCUGGGUCAGAGACCAGUUCAGCUAUUCAAACUCUGGCUGUUUCCCCUGGUGAGCCAGAUACAACAGCCUCCUGGGUCAUCCAUCCUGCAGAGACCACCCCACCUAUUUCCAAAACAACCCUGAGUGUUUCCCAUAGUAAAUCAGAUACUACACCUUCAACAGCUACCAGUCCUGUAGAAGACAUUGGUUCAGCUCUUCCAACAUCAGUUGUCUUUUCUAAUAUACCAGAAGUGGUGACCUCACUGGUCAUUGGUUCUGAGACACACAUCAGUACAAUUCUUCCAACACCGACUGUGCUUCCACGUGAACUAGAGACAACAGCCUCAUGGAUUACUCAUCCGUCAGAAACCAGCCCAGUAGUUUCCAGGACAGUCCCAGAUUUUUCCCAUAGUGAGUCUGACGCCACACUCUCAGUGGCCACCAGUCCUGGGGCACAAGCCCAUUCAGUUGUUUCAACUACAACGAUUUUACCUAGUGUACCAGGUCUGGAGACCUCAGUGGUCACUAGUUCUGGGCCAGACACCAGUACAGCUAUUUCAAGUCUGACUCUUUCUCCUGGUAAACCAGAGACUACACAGUCAUUGGUCACCCAUCCUGGAACACAGACCAGUUCAGCCAUUCUAACUGCAACUAUCUCACCUGGUGUAUUGGGGGUGGUGACAGCACUGGUCACUAGUUCUGGGGCAGAGACAAGUACAACUAUUCCAACUCUGACCAUUUCCUCCACUGUUCCAACUCUGAGUAUUUCCCCUGGUGAGCCAGAUACAACAGCCUUAUGGGUCACUCAUCCUGCAGAAACCAGCCCAACAGUUCCCAGGACAAUGCCUAAUUUUUUACACAGUAAAUCAGAUACCAUACCUUCAGUAGCCACCAGUCAUGGGACAGAAGCCAGUUCAGCUGCUCCAAAAACUGUUUCAUCUGGGACUCAGGGGGCAGUGACCUCUCUGGUCACUAGUUCCAUGGCAGUGACCAGUACAACUAUUCCAACUCUGACUAUUUCUACUGAUGAACCAGAGACGACAGCCUCAUUGGUCACCCAUUCUGAGGCACAGACAAUUUCAGCCAUUCCAACUCUGACUGUCUCCCCUAGAGUAUCAGAGAUAGUAACUUCACGGGUCACUGGUUCUGUGGCAGAGACCAGUAUGUUUCCAACUCUGACUGUUGCCCUAGGUCAACCAGAGGCCACAGCCUCAUGGGUUACUCAUCCUGGGACAGAAGCCAGUUCUGUUGUUCCAGAUUUGACUGCCUCUACUGAUGAGCCAGAUACAACAGUCUUAAUGGAGCCCAGUCCUGCAGAAACUAGCCCGACUGCUACCAGGACAACUUCAAUUUUUUCCCACAGUAAGUCAUACGGCACAUCUUCAACAGAUAUCAGUCCUGCGGCAGAUUCUAGUUCAGCCAUUUCAACAACACAUUUCUCAGCAAGUGUACCAGAUAUGCUGACCUCGCUGGUCACUAGUCUUGGGACAGACACCAGUACAAGUCUUUCAGCAUCGAAUGAGUCCCCACAUGAAUCAGAAACAACAAUUUCAUGGGUGACUCUUUCUGCAGAGACUAGUCAAAUGGUUCCCAGGACAACCUCAAAUUUUUCCCAUAGUGAGUCACAUACCACACCCUUAAUAGCCACAAGUCCUGGGGCAGAAGUCAGUUCAGCUGUCCCAACAAUAACUAUCUCAUCUGAUGUAAAAGAUAUGGUAACCUCACGGGUCACUAGUUCUGAGACAGAAAUCACUACAGCUACCCAAAUUCUAACUCCUCCUGUUGGUGAAUCAGAGAUCACAGCUUCAUCUGUCACCCAUCUUGGGACACACUCAAGUUCUGCCACUCCAUCUCCGGCUGUCUCCCCUGGGGUAUCAGAGAUGGUGACAUCACAGGUCAUGACUUCUGGGACAGACCUCAAUAUAACUCUUCCGACUCUGACUCUCUCCACUGGUGAACCAGAGACCACAGUCUCAUUUUCCACCCAUCCUGGGACACACUUGAGUUCUGCCAUUCCAACUCUGGCUGCCUCCCCUGGGGUAUCAGAGAGGGUGACAUCACAGGUCACUACUUCUGGGACAGACCUCAGUAUAACUCUUCCGACUCUGACUGUCUCCCCUGGUGAACCAAAGACCACAGCUUCAUCUGUCACCCAUCUUAGAACACACUCAAGUUCUGCCAUUCCAUCUCUAGCUGCCUCCCUUGGGGUAUCAGAGAGGGUGACAUCACAGGUCACUACUUCUGGGACAGAUCUCAGUAUAACUCUUCCGACUCUGACUGUCUCCCCUGGUGAACCAAAGACCACAGCUUCAUCUGUCACCCAUCUUAGGACACACUCAAGUUCUGUCAUUCCAUCUCUGGCUGCCUCCCGUGGUAUAUCAAAGAUGGUGACAUCACAGGCCACUACCUCUGGGACAGACAUGGGUAUAACUCUUCCGACUCUGACUCUCUCUCCUGGGGAACAGGAGACCAUAGCCUCAUCUGUCACCCAUCCUAGGACACACUCAAGUUCUUCCCUUCCAACUCCUGCUGUCUCUCCUGGUGUAUCAGAGAUGGCGACAUCACAGGUCACUACCUCUGUGACAGAUCUCAGUAUAAUUCUUCCGAUUCUGACUCUCUCCACUGGUGAACUAGAGACCACAGUCUCACUUUCCACCCAUCCUGGGACACACUCAAGUUCUGCCGUCCCGACUCUGGCUGUCUCCCCUAGUGAAUCAGGGUUAGUGACCUCGCAGGUCACUACUUCUGAGGAAAAGACCAGUACAACUAUUCCAACUCUGACUGCUUCCUCAGGUCAACCAGAUACCACAGCCUCAUGGCACACACAUUCUUGGACAGAAGCUAGUUUGGUUGCUCCAACGAUACCUGUUUCUCCUGAUGAGUCAGAUACAACAGCCUGGUGGGUCAAUAUGAUGACCUCACUGGCCACCACUUCUGGGUCAGAUACCAGUACAUUUCCAACACUGAAUGAGUCCCCACAUGAGCCAAAGACAACAGCCUCAGGGGUCCCUCAUCCUGAAGAGACCAGCACAAUUGUUUCCAGGACAACCCCCUAUUUUCUCCAUAGUAAAUCAGACACCUCACCCUCGAUGGCCACCAGUUCUGGGACAGAAGUCAAUUCAGCUGUUUCAACUAUGAGUACCUCACCUGGUGUGUCAGAUAUGGUGACCUCAAAGGUCACUAGUUCUGAGACAGACACAAAUAUAACUCUCCCAAUAGUGACUGAACCCCCAUAUGAACCCGGGAAAACAGCCUCAUGGCUCACUCCUCUGGCAGAGACCAGCCCUACGGCUCCCAGGACAGCCCCAGAUUUUUCCUAUAGUAAGUCAGACACCACACCCUCAAUGGCCACCAGUCCUGGGACGGAAACCAACUCAACUGUUCCAGUUAAAACCACCUCACCCAGUAUACCAGGGGUGGUGACCCCAGCAGUCACUAGCUCUAGGACAGACACCAAUAUGAACGUUUCAGCUUUGACUCUUUUUCCUGGUAUACCAGAGACCACAACCUCAUUGGUCACCCAUCCUGGGAAACAGAUUGGUUCUACUGUUCCAACUCUGCCUGUUUCCUCAGGUGAGCCAGAUACAACAGCCUCCUGGGUCACCCCUCCUGCAGAGACCAACACACCUGCUUCCAGAACAAUCCCCAACCUUUCCCAUGCUAAACCAGAUACCACACAUCUAACGACCUCCAGUCCCGGGGCAGAAGCCAGUUCAGCUGUUCCAACAAUAAUGAUCUCACCUGGAGUACCAGAUGUGAUGACCUCACAGGUCACUAGCUCUGGAACGGCAACCAGUACAAUUAUUCCAACUCUGGCUCAUUCUCCUAUUGAACCAGAAACCACCGCCUUAUUGAUCACCCACCCCAGUGCAGAGACAAGUACAACAUUUCCCACUUCAACUAUUUUACCUCGUGUAUUGGAGACCACAGCCUCGCCAUCCAUCAGAACUGGGACACAGAUUACUAUAGCACCUCCAGCUCAGACUGUUUCCCUUGGUGCACAAGCUACCAUAUCACCUCUCUUCACCCCACCUGUGACUGAGAGUAGCAGAGUUGAUCUAGGCCAAACUGGUUCACCAGGUGUUUCUGCAGAAACAGCCUCACUGUCUACCCAUCCUGAGACAGACACCAGCACAACUAUUACAACUUCAAUGCUUUCUCCUGGUUUCUUAGAGAGUACAAGCAUAUUGGCCACCAGCUCUUCAACACAGGCCGGCAUAGGUCUUCCAACUCUGCCCAUUUCCCCUGGUGGCCCUGGGCUUGCCAGUGUCUCUACAACCACUGGUAAGCCUAAUACUGUGACUUCCUGGAAUGCAAAGACUUCAUCACCCAUAACUACAGUUGGACUCCCAGAAUUUUUCAUGGAGGUCACAGGCACCUCUAUGACCUUGAAGCCAUCAGAGACCCCAAUACCACCUAAAACCAGUCACGGGGAAGGAGUAAAUCCAGUCACUAUCCUGACAACUACAAUGGUUGAGACCACUAAUUUAGUUGCCACAGGUUCAAACCCCACUGUGGUGAAGACCACAGCCACCCUCAAUACGCUGACGGGAAGUCCCUUUGCCCCUCUGACUACACCAGAAAUGUCCACCUUGGCCGCUGAGAGUGUGACUUCAAGAACAGCUCCUUCUACAGCUGAAGUGCCUGUGUUGAUACCUUUUACCGUCAACUUCACCAUCACCAACCUGCACUACACAAAGGACAUGGGGCACCCAGGCUCUGAGAUAUUCACCGCCACAGAGAGGACCCUGCAGCACCUGCUCGAGCCCUUGUUCCAGAAGAGCAAUGUCGCCUCCCUCUACUCUGGCUGCCGGCUGACUUCGCUCAGGGAUGAAAAUGUUGGGAAAGGCACCAGAAUAGACGUCAUCUGCACCUACCACCCAGAUCCCACAGGCCUCAAGCUGGACAGAGAGAGACUGUAUUGGGAGCUGAGCCAGUUGACCCAUGGCGUCACUCGGCUGGGCUCCUACAUCCUAGACAGGGACAGUCUCUAUGUCAAUGGCUACAACCAUCGGUACAAGAUCUCUGCCACCAGCACUGCAGGUGUGAGACCAGAUCUGGUGCCAUUCACCCUCAACUUCACGAUCACCAACCUGUUCUAUACCCCAGACAUGGGGCACCCAGGCUCCUUAACCUUCAACUCCACGGAGAAGACCCUGAACUACCUGCUCGAGGCAUUGUUUAAAAACACCAGUAUUGGCCCCAGGUACUCUGGCUGCAGACUGACCUUGCUCAGGACUGAGAAGGAUGGAGCAGCCACUGGAGUGGACGCCAUCUGCACCUACCAUCCUGGACCCAUGGACCCAGGGCUGGACAGAGAACAGCUGCACCAAGAACUGAGUCAACUGACCCAUGGUGUCACCCAGCUGGGCCCCUACACCCUAGACAGAGGCAGCCUCCAUGUCGAUGGUUACAACCGUCAGGACUGGAUUCCUACUACCAGCACUGCAGGUGUGGGCCCAGGACUGGUGCCGUUCACCCUCAACUUCACAAUCACCAACCUGCUUUAUACCUCAGACAUGGAGUACCCAGGCUCCUUAACCUUCAACUCUACAGAGAAGACCCUGAAUGAUCUGCUCAAACCCUUGUUUAAGAACACCAGUGUCGGCUCCAGCUACUCUGGCUGCAGACUGACCUUGCUCAGGAGUAAGAAGAAUGGGACAGCCACCGGGGUGGAUGCCAUUUGUACCUACAAUCCUGUCCCCAUGGACCCAGGGCUGGACAGAGAACAGCUGUACCAGGAACUGAGUCAUCUGACCCAUGGUGUCACCAAGCUGGGCCUCUACACCCUGGAUAGAGACAGCCUCUAUGUCAAUGGUGAGAGUCCAUACUGUAGUUAUAACCAGCAGGACUGGACCCCUACCACCAGCACUCCAGUGACGUCUACAUCCUCCACAAGUGUUUCCACAACCUCCACUCCCAGGUCUACAGUUGUAGGUGUGAGCCCACGCCUGGUGUCAUUUACCCUCAACUUCACAAUCACCAACCUGCACUAUGCCCCAGACAUGGGACGCCCAGGAUCCUUAACCUUCAACUCCACAGAGAAGACCCUGAAUCGCCUGCUGGAACCCUUGUUCAAGAAUACCAGUGUCGGCUCCAGCUACUCUGGCUGCGGAUUGACCUUGCUCAGGAAUGAGAAGAAUGGAGCAGCCACCAGAGUGGAUGCCAUCUGCACCUACCAUCAUGACCCCAGGGACCCUGGGCUAGAAAGAGAACAGCUGUACCAGGAACUGAGCCAUCUGACCCAUGGUGUCACCCAGCUGAGCCUCUACACUCUGGACAGAGACAGCCUCUAUGUCAACGGUUAUAACCAUCGAGACUGGACUCCUACUACCAGUGCUGCCUUUGUGGGCCCAGGUCUGGUGCCAUUCACCCUCAACUUCACAAUCACCAACCUGCUCUAUUCCCCUGACAUGGGGCACCCAGGAUCCUUAACUUUCAACUCUACAGAGAAGACCCUGAGUCACCUGCUUGAGCCCUUGUUCAAGAACACCCAUGUUGGCUCCAACUACUCUGGCUGCAGACUGACCUUGCUCAGGAAUGAGAAGGACAGAUCAGCCACUGGAGUGGACGCCGUCUGCACCUACCAUACUGGCUCCAUGGACCUUGAGCUGGACAGAGAACAGCUGUACCAAGAACUGAGCCAACUGACCCACGGUGUCACCUGGCUGGGCCGCUACACCCUGGACAGAGACAGUCUCUAUGUCAAUGCUCCCAUGAUGUCUACAUUUUCCGCAGGCAUUUUCACAUCCUCUACCCCCAGCCCUGCAGCCACAGAACCAUCCCUGGUGAUGUUCACCCUCAACUUCACCAUCACCAACCUGCACUACAGGGAAGACAUGAAACUCCCAGGUUCUGGGAUAUUCAACACCACAGAGAGGACCUUGACUCGCCUGCUCAAGCUCCUGUUCCAGAAUAGCAGCAUUGGUCCCCUCUAUUCUGGCUGCAGACUGGCCUUCCUCAGGACUGAGAAAGAUGGAACAGCCACUGGAGUUGAUGCUGUCUGUACUCAUCUUCCUGACCCCAUGGGUCUUGAGCUGGACAGAGAGCGGCUGUACUGGGAGCUGAGCCGGCUGACCCAUGGUGUCACUCGGCUGGGUUCCUACAUCCUGGACAGGGACAGUCUCUAUGUCAACGAUUUCACCCACCGGAGCUCUGUGCCCACCACCAGCACUCCUCGGACAUCCACAGUAGACCUGAGAAGCUCUGGGUCUCCAUCUUCCCUCCUGAGCCUCACAACAUCUCCUCCUUUCCUGGUGCCGUUCACUCUCAACUUCACCAUCACCAACCUGCACUACAGGGAGAGCAUGCGUUACCCUGGCUCCAGGAGAUUCAACACCACAGAGAGGGUCCUGCGGGGUCUGCUCAGGAACUUGUUCAAGAACACCAGUGUUGGUCCUCUCUACUCUGGCUGCAGACUAGCCUUGCUCAGGCCUGAGAAGGAUGGGGCAGCUACCAGAGUGAACACCAUCUGUACCUACCACUCAGACCCCACAGGCCUUAGACUAGACAGAGAGCAACUGUAUUGGGAGCUGAGCCGGCUGACUCAUGGGGUCACCCACCUGGGCUCCUACACCCUGGACCGGGACAGUCUGCACGUCAAUGGUUACACUCCUCUCACCCUUCCAGCCCCAGGCACCAUCACCAGUACUGUAGCUGGGGAGGUCAGCAAGGAGCUCUUCACCCUGAACUUCACCAUCGUCAACCUGCGCUACAUGACAGACAUGGGCCGCCCAGGCUCCCACAAGUUCAACCUUACCGACAGCGUCUUGGGGCACCUGCUGAGUCCUUUAUUCCAGAGAAGCAGCCUGGGCGCCCGGUACACAGGCUGCAGGGUCACCACGAUAAGGCCUGAGAAGAAUGGUGCUCACACGCGGGUGGACUUCCUCUGCACCUACCAGCAGCCCCCCGACGGCCCAGGUCUACCUGCCAAGCAGGUGUUCCAUGACCUGAGCUGGCAGACCCGUGGCAUCGCCUGGCUGGGCCCCUACUCCCUGGACAAAGACAGCCUCUAUGUGAACG